AUGGUGAAGAAAAAACACUUCGAUGACCCGCCCUGUGACAAGGAGCCUGUCAGCAUUAGCGUUGGUGACCUUGACAGGGAUCUGUUUGAGCAGCAGCACGUUCAUCGCGUUUAUGAGGACAUUUCCGUCCACUUUUCCCACACUCGGUACGGCCCCUGGAGGAACGUCGUGAGACUCAUUAACGAGGCUCCUUCCAACAGCUUCAUUCUUGACGUUGGAUGUGGCAACGGCAAGUACCUUAACUCACGAAGCGACUGUUUCUUCCUCGGCAUUGACGUCUGCAGUGCUCUUUUACAGAUUUGCGUUGAAAAGGGCAAGGGUGACCUCCUGCUAUCCAACAACUUGAGGCUCGCCCUUCGUGACAACUUAGCCGACUUAACUCUUUCCAUUGCCGUAAUACAUCACUUUUCAACUGUGAAUAGGAGACUUGAAGCCAUUCGCGAGUUAAUAAGGUGCACAAGGCCCCGGGGGAAGAUUCUCAUCUACGUCUGGUCUUUUGAGCAGGAUAGGAACUACAUUGGCUACCGCGAGUUCAAAUCUCAGGACGUGCUGGUGCCAUGGAACCUACAGUCCGUCAUUAGUAGUGGUGGCGUUGGUGACACUGGAGUAAGGGGCGCCGAGAGCUACGGAAGGUACUACCACGUUUUCACCCGCGAUGAGGUCGACUGCAUCUGCGACCACUUCAGCGACCUCGUGGAGUCCACCGUAGGGUCCGACUGCAACAACUGGGUGAUUGAGAUGACUAAGCGCUGA
Theileria orientalis strain Shintoku is the source of this 753-nucleotide messenger RNA. RefSeq lists its product as uncharacterized. The record is from RefSeq and is a predicted model, not a curated record. The transcript is spliced from 4 exons. Gene Ontology annotation, cellular component: cytoplasm; nucleus. Gene Ontology annotation, molecular function: S-adenosylmethionine-dependent methyltransferase activity; tRNA binding. Bases 1 to 753 code for a protein of 250 amino acids. Gene Ontology annotation, biological process: tRNA wobble uridine modification. NCBI's taxonomy places the organism in Eukaryota, Apicomplexa, Aconoidasida, Piroplasmida, Theileriidae.